GUUCUGGCAAUCGGUCUUGGUGGACGUGGCCGUCUAGAAGACGCCAUCCAUCAGCUCCGUGGAAUCCAUCAAGAUGCACUGAACUACAAGCCAAAUCUGGAUGAGUUGGAAAGGAUUCACCAGGAAAUGCAAGAGAACUUUGUCUUUGAGAAUAGAAAGAGCAGGUAUUCGAUGGAAUCUCUACGUGUUGGUUGGGAAAGUCUGAUCACAAGCAUCAAUAGAACGAUCAAUGAGUUGGAGAAUCAGAUCUUGUUGCGUGACAGCAAGGGAAUCUCCGAGGAACAAAUUAACGAAUACCGCGCCUCAUUCAAUCACUUCGAUAAGGAUAGACAAGGCCUUGAUCCCGAACAGUUGCGAGCAUGUCUCAUCUCCAUCGGCUACAACAUUCGACCUGGACGGGAGGCAAGUAAAUUUCAUCCGAAGAAAAUAGGUGAUGCCGAUUUGCAUAGGAUUCUUUCGCAUGUGGAUCCAAACCGAAUGGGACGUGUACCAUUCGAUGCGUUCCUGGAUUUCAUGACCCUCGAAACGGCAGACUCGGAUACGGUGGAACAGAUGAUUGAUUCGUUCCGUAUUCUGGCAGCUGGAAAGCCGUUCAUCACCGGCGAAGAAUUACGUCGUGAGCUACCCCCUGAUCAAGCCGCCUACUGUAUGCAACGAAUGGCACCGUGUCACGACCCACAGGCCCCGCCAGGCUCAUUCGACUAUGUGACGUUUAGUCGAAGUCUCUACUUCAGUCAGUAA
Haemonchus placei is the source of this 741-nucleotide messenger RNA. Lineage: Eukaryota; Metazoa; Nematoda; Chromadorea; Rhabditida; Trichostrongylidae. The record is from the annotation of a GenBank genome assembly.